AUGUUUGUUCGGGAGACCAAUGAGUGUGAGCAGCUUUACAGUUUGGAUGUACUCGGUGUUGAGGACAGCAGCGAAAAAGACCAGAUGGAGGUGCUGACUGACUUUCGAGAAAGUGUCACAAGGCAAGAGGACGGUCGAUAUGAAGUAAGUAUACCAUGGAUUCCUGGAGCCAGAUUGUACGGUACUAACGAACAGCCAAGCAGAAUACGCCUAGCCAAUGUCAACAAGAAGUUGAGUAAAGAUCGAUCAUUAAAAGUAGAGUGUGAAAAGAUAGUUAAAGAUCAGCUUGCCAAUGGCAUCGUAGAAAAAGCCCCAGAAAAGCCAGCAGAAAAACGUACAUAUUACAUGCCUCACAAGCCUGUGAUCAGGGAAAACGCAACAACAACAAAGAUCAGAAUGUUUUUUUUUAUGCUAGCGCUAAACCAGCCCCAUUGGCUAACAGUAUUAACAAAUGUAUGUUCACUGGACCGUCCUUGCAACCACUACUUUGGGACAUCUUAAUCAGAGCGCGUAUGACACCAAAUCUACUUCUGGCAGAUAUCCAGAAAGCCUUUUUGCAAAAUGGAGUUAAGGAAACGGACAGAGAUGCUUUUCGAUUCCUGUUCGAAAUCGAUGGAAAAGAGGAACAUUUCCGGUUUGCAAGAUUACCAAUCGGCGUCGAAGCCAGUCCCUUUGUGCUUGGAGCAACGUUGGGAUACCACCUUGAGCAACAGCCGACAAGAUUUGAGCAAACUGUGACAGCUCUUAAAGAGAAUACAUAUGUUGAUAACAUCAUGAAAACUGGAAGUGAUACUGACGACUUGAGGAAAUUUAAAGAAGAAAGCUUCAGCAUUCUUGAGGAUGCCAAAUUCCCAAUCCACAAGUGGGAAUCAAACAUCGUGUGCCUCGAAGACAAAAACAUGCCAAACCCAAGUAAAAUACUCGGACACGUCUGGGAUAAACAAGAAGAUACAUUAGAAUUCGAAGCAGCAACCAUGCCUGAGAACCAACCAGUAACAAAGAGGAGCAUUUUGAGUCGGUUAGGAAGAGUCUAA
Molecule: messenger RNA, 1034 nt
Organism: Paramuricea clavata
Lineage: Eukaryota; Metazoa; Cnidaria; Anthozoa; Malacalcyonacea; Plexauridae
Source: the annotation of a GenBank genome assembly